CUCCAGCGUUUCUCGCUUCUAGGCACGGCAUGGGGUUUACAGAAUUUAACCAAUCACACAAUGUCGAGAUUAGGUUGCCAGGCAGAUUAUGCUAAUGAGGCCCCGCCUUUUAUGCUGCUCCCACUCUGCGGCGGGAAGAACCACCUGGAGGUGGCGGGGGGGGUUGAUUUCCAUCACCCCUAGGGAGAGAGGAUCGGGGACCCGCUGAUCUUCCAGCUCCCCUCACCCAACGUCGUGCACAUUUUGGAGAGCUCUUUCUGUCCUUCAUGAACACAUGUGUGGUAGACAGAUGACUGUCCUCUACUCUGUGCUGCUAUAGGUGCCCCUGACUUGGAGCUGUCCAAGAGGGAGAAGAUGGAUUCCAAAGAUGAAAGCUCACAUGUGUGGCCAACGUCUGCAGAGCAUGAACAGAAUGCUGCACAGGUGCACUUUGUUCCAGACGCUGGAACUGUGGCUCAGAUUGUCUACACUGAUGACCAGGUUCGCCCACCCCAGCAGGUGGUGUACACAGCAGAUGGUGCCUCUUAUACUUCAGUGGAUGGUCCAGAGCACACACUAGUGUACAUUCAUCCUGUGGAAGCUGCGCAGACUCUGUUUACAGACCCAGGCCAGGUAGCUUAUGUCCAACAGGAUGCCGCCACAGCUCAGCAGGCCUCGUUGCCAGUGCAUAACCAGGUGCUGCCUUCAAUUGAGAGUGUGGAUGGUUCCGACCCUUUGGCAACUCUGCAGACGCCUAUAGGUAGACUGGAGGCAAAAGAGGAAGAGGAGGAGGAGGAGGAGGAGGAGGAGGAGGAGGAUACAGAGGAGGAUGAGGAGGAGGACGGUGAAGACACAGAUCUGGAUGACUGGGAGCCAGACCCACCCCGACCCUUCGACCCACACGACUUAUGGUGCGAGGAGUGUAAUAACGCACAUUCUUCCGUGUGCCCAAAGCAUGGCCCCUUGCAUCCAAUCCCCAACCGGCCCGUGCUCACUCGAGCAAGAGCGAGUCUGCCCCUGGUGCUCUACAUAGACAGGUUCCUUGGAGGAGUGUUCUCCAAACGGCGUAUUCCCAAGCGCACCCAGUUUGGCCCUGUGGAGGGACCCCUCGUCAGGGGGUCUGAACUGAAGGACUGUUACAUUCAUCUAAAGGUUUCUCUUGAUAAAGGGGACAGAAAAGACAGAGAUUUGCAUGAAGACCUGUGGUUUGAGUUGUCUGAUGAGACCCUUUGUAACUGGAUGAUGUUUGUGCGUCCAGCCCAGAACCACCUGGAGCAGAACCUUGUGGCUUACCAGUAUGGCCACCAUGUGUAUUAUACUACGAUAAAGAAUGUGGAGCCCAAGCAGGAACUGAAGGUGUGGUAUGCUGCUUCCUAUGCUGAGUUUGUGAACCAGAAAAUUCAUGAUAUUUCUGAGGAAGAAAGGAAAGUUCUUCGAGAACAAGAGAAGAACUGGCCCUGCUAUGAAUGUAACCGCCGAUUUAUAAGCUCGGAGCAGUUGCAGCAGCAUCUCAAUUCUCAUGACGAGAAGCUGGAUGUGUUUAGCAGAACAAGAGGCAGAGGAAGGGGACGAGGCAAGAGGCGAUUUGGCCCAGGUCGACGGCCAGGGCGUCCUCCAAAAUUUAUCCGCCUGGAAAUAACCAGCGAAAAUGGGGAAAAGAGUGAUGACGGGACACAGGACUUGCUACAUUUUCCCACAAAGGAGCAGUUUGAUGAGGCUGAACCAGCUACUCUGAAUGGGCUGGAUCAACCUGAACAGACCAGUAUCCCGAUCGCUCAGCUGCCACAGGAAACCCAGUCAUCUCUGGAGCGUGAACCAGAAACUCACACCCUGCAUCUGCAGCCACAGCCUGAAGAAAGCGUGGGGCCCACCCAGAGCACGCUGACUGCUGAUGACAUGCGCAGAGCCAAACGCAUCCGAAAUGCAGCUCUUCAGCAUCUGUUUAUUCGGAAGUCCUUCCGGCCUUUCAAAUGUUUGCAGUGUGGGAAGGCCUUCCGAGAAAAGGACAAACUGGACCAACACUUGCGCUUCCAUGGGCGGGAGGGGAACUGCCCGUUGACCUGUGAUCUCUGUAACAAGGGCUUCAUCAGCAGUGCGUCCUUGGAGAGCCACAUGAAGCUCCAUUCGGAUCAGAAGACUUACUCUUGCAUUUUUUGCCCAGAAUCCUUUGAUCGCCUUGAUUUGUUGAAAGAUCAUGUGGCCAUUCAUAUCAAUGAUGGCUACUUCACCUGUCCAACUUGUAAGAAACGGUUCCCAGAUUUUAUCCAGGUGAAAAAACACGUGCGCAGCUUCCACUCAGAAAAGAUCUACCAGUGCACAGAGUGUGAUAAGGCCUUCUGUCGCCCGGACAAACUGCGACUCCACAUGCUCAGGCAUUCGGACCGCAAAGACUUCCUGUGUUCGACCUGUGGGAAGCAAUUUAAGCGAAAAGACAAACUGCGGGAACACAUGCAAAGGAUGCAUAAUCCUGAGAGGGAGGCCAAGAAAGCCGACCGCAUAAGCCGCUCCAAGACGUUCAAGCCUCGCAUCACGUCCACAGACUAUGACAGCUUCACGUUCAAGUGCCGCCUGUGCAUGAUGGGCUUCCGGCGGCGGGGCAUGCUGGUAAAUCACUUAUCAAAGAGGCACCCAGACAUGAAGAUAGAAGAGGUGCCAGAGUUAACUCUACCCAUCAUCAAACCCAACCGUGAUUACUUUUGUCAGUAUUGUGAUAAGGUUUAUAAAAGUGCCAGCAAGCGUAAAGCCCAUAUUCUGAAGAACCAUCCAGGAGCCGAGCUCCCACCGAGCAUUCGGAAACUUCGCCCCGCUGGUCCUGGAGAGCCAGACCCCAUGCUGAGCACCCACACCCAGCUGACGGGCACCAUAGCCACCCCUCCUGUCUGCUGCCCUCACUGCUCCAAACAGUAUAGCAGCAAGACCAAGAUGGUCCAACACAUUCGAAAGAAGCAUCCAGAGUAUGCCCAGCUCCCUAACACCAUACAUACACCACUGACAACAGCUGUGAUAAGUGCCACCCCAGCUGUGUUAACGACAGAUAGUGCCACUGGAGAGACCGUGGUGACAACAGACCUGCUAACCCAAGCAAUGACAGAACUGUCCCAGACCUUAACAACAGAUUACCGAACGCCACAAGGAGACUACCAGAGAAUUCAGUAUAUCCCUGUGUCACAGUCUGCGUCUGGUCUCCAGCAACCUCAGCAUAUCCAGCUUCAAGUGGUGCAAGUGGCCCCGGCCACCUCCCCUCACCAGUCUCAGCAGUCCACGGUGGACGUCGGCCAGCUCCAUGACCCUCAGACUUACACCCAGCACGCCAUCCAGGUGCAGCACAUCCAGGUGACUGAGCCCCCCACCUCAGCCCCGGCACCCUCCCAGGUAGCUGGGCAGCCAUUGAGUCCCUCUGCCCAACAGGCUCAGCAGGAGCUCAGCCCGUCUCGUGUACCAGGAAGCUCUUCCACACAGGGGCAGGCGCUGCAGCAGCAGCAGCAGCAGCAGAGUUCCUCUGUACAACACACAUACCUGCCCAACGCUUGGAACUCCUUCCGUGGCUAUUCAUCUGAGAUUCAAAUGAUGACACUUCCCCCAGGUCAGUUUGUGAUUACAGACAGUAGUGUGGCAACUCCUGUUGCUUCUGGCCAGGUGAAGGCUGUUACUCCGGGUCAUUAUGUGUUAUCAGAAAGUCAACCAGAAUUGGAGGAAAAACAAACUUCUGCCCUCUCCGGUGGAGUUCAGGUUCAGCCGUCUGCACAUAGUGACUCCCUGGACUCCCAGAGCACCAGCCAACAACAGACCACACAGUACAUCAUCACAACCACCACCAAUGGAAACGGAAGCAGUGAAGUGCACAUUACUAAACCAUGACCUUCUCCCUGAGCUAGAAUUGAGCAGUCACAUCAUGUCUUUUCUUGUUCAUAAGUCUGAAAGAUUGUGACACUUACACCUUUUUUUUUAAGAUUUGCUAUUCACUCAAGAGUCUGGAAACGACAGUUCUGGCACUCAUACAUGCACUGGGGUUUGUUUUGCCAAGGUCAUCUUUACCAAAUUGACUCUUCAAACCCUUGAGGUUUCUGUCACAGAAUAGAGGACUUUCAGGGGAAAACAGAUUUCAAGGUGGAGAAACUUUGCCUAGCUCUUGAGUUAGUUUUUUAAUACAUCGAUAAGCCUUACCUUUCCUUUGUGGAAAUAUUAAAUGGUGUAUUGUGUUCAUACCAAAGGUGGAGAAAGGAUAUUCCAAGUCCAUGGUCCCUGGAUUUGCUGAUUCCAAGUCAUGGCACCAAAGGAGAAGGGGCAUUUUAUGGAUGUGUAUUAGGUCAGAACUGUUUUAUCUUGUAAUUUUGAAUUUUCAGUAAUUUAACAAAGGGAGCCUACUGAAUAAGAAGAUAAAAAUGACAAAAUGAAAGUGUGACAGUAAUGUUCUGAAGGAAAUACUGUCAUCUAAAUUUUUCUUAUUGCUGUUUUUUUUAACUUUCCUGUUUUGGAAAACCAUUGUUGGGCUGUUGGUAAUGCUUUCCACAGAUGCUGGCCCUCAGCAGAUUAGGUCAGAUCCUCAGGUUCUAAUAGUUCUUACUUUAGUACUCCACAAAGGUGGACUCCCUGAAAGAGAAAAGGCUGCUGGAUAUCAGCAGAAUUUAAACCUGUACGUUAAAGCUUUGCCUCCCAAUCUCUGGUUGUGAUUGUAUUUAGAAAGAGAUACUGGUACUAAGAAAAAUCACUAAAACUAUGUGAGAGAGAGAACUGAAAUCUUGUCCUGCCUCUGUCACUCAUUGGUAAAGGAUGAAUUCCUUGCUCCUACCAAGUAUACAUUUAACUCUUGCUCAGAGUAUUCAGUGUAUUUUAGUACUUUCAAUGCUGUCUUAAAAUGAACAUUCUCUAAAGUUGGGUGGAAAGGUGGCCUUCCUUAUUUCUUAACACUUUUAAAUUUAAACAUAUUGUAACUCAUCUGGACCUUUUUGUAAGAUGACCAACUACACACUUACGGGAAAAAUAAAAAUGUGGGGACCAUUUAUAAAACAUUAAGGUGAUUAUAAGGGAUCUGGAAGAAAUCCAGUCUUGGGAGAAAAAAAAAAAAAAAAAAACCACCUUGACAAUAGUUUUUCUUAUAUGUGUUUCUAUUGGGGAGUCUUGUUUACUGUGAAUUCAGUGGGGAAAAAUAUUUCCCUUCUUUUUACUGUACAUUCCAAUUGUACGCAUAAAACAAUUCAAUGAUCAGUAUAUAUUUUGACAACUUUUUGUGACAUACUAAUACCUUUUUAGAAUAAUUAUUGCAUAGUAGAAUUUAUCACUUGAGAACAGA
Cynocephalus volans (Philippine flying lemur) is the source of this 5269-nucleotide messenger RNA. It is a transcript of the gene PRDM10, whose product is annotated as PR/SET domain 10. Gene Ontology annotation, cellular component: nucleus. The record is from RefSeq and is a predicted model, not a curated record. The transcript is spliced from 22 exons. Gene Ontology annotation, molecular function: protein binding. Lineage: Eukaryota; Metazoa; Chordata; Mammalia; Dermoptera; Cynocephalidae. Bases 355 to 3837 code for a protein of 1160 amino acids. Gene Ontology annotation, biological process: positive regulation of transcription by RNA polymerase II.